Molecule: messenger RNA, 1608 nt
Organism: Brassicogethes aeneus
Lineage: Eukaryota; Metazoa; Arthropoda; Insecta; Coleoptera; Nitidulidae
Source: the annotation of a GenBank genome assembly
AUGGAACCAGGUGAAUAUGUACAUAUUGGUUUAUCAAAGUCAUUAAUUGAGUUAUUAUCAAGUGUUCAUAAUGUUCCUUCCGAAUUAAUACUUGAUAUAAGCACUGAUGGUGCUGUAGCUGAUAAUCACAGUACCAAGUCAUAUUGGCCUAUUCAGAUAAGAGUAAUUAAUGUGCCUAAUACACUUCCAAUCAUAAUCGGAUUGUAUCUGGGAAAGGAAAAACCUUCGGAUUCUAGUGAACUGUUCCAAUAUGUAGCUGAUGAAUUUAAAGUUAUAGAAGAAAAGGGCGGAAUAAAUUUCCAAAAUAAAUUGAUUUCAGUGAAAUUCAACUGUUUCAUUGGAGAUGCCCCGGCAAGAGCCUAUGUUUUAAAACAUGUUGGACAUACUUCAUACAAUGCUUGUUCAAAAUGUAAAAUAGUUGGGCAGUAUAGGUAUCGUCGUAUGUGUUUUUUAGGAGUUAAUCAUUGUCAACGAACUAAUGAAGAAUAUAAUGCACGUGGUGAUAAAAAACAUCAUAGAACGGGUGAAAGUCCAUUAUCACUUUUAAAAAUUAAUCCUGUAUCAAACGUUCCAUUUGAUUACAUGCAUUUAGUGCUGUUAGGCGUAAUGAAAAAAUUAUUCCAUGCAUGGAUAGAGGGAAAAUUUUCUGGUUUCCAAAAAUUAACUGCAGAACAGAUAGAAGAAUUGGACCGACGGUUGAAAUCUUUAGACGAAUGGUGUCCAUCCGAAUUUGCUCGUCGACCUGAUGCAGUAUCAUCUUUUGCAAAAUACAAAGCGACACAGUUUAGACAUUUUCUGUUAUAUGCAGGUCCCUGUGUUUUGUUAAAUAUAUUACCAGAUUAUGUAUACACGCAUUUUAUAUUAUUGCAUACUUCGAUACGAAUUCUGGCUACACCAUCACCAACUAAAGCUCAAUUAAUAUACGCAAAACAUGCAUUAAAUUUAUUUGUGAAUAAAGCUCCUGAAAUUUAUGGAAAAGAUUUUAUGAGCUUUAACAUUCAUGGAUUGGUACAUCUCGUCGAUGAUGUAAAACGAUUAGGACCUCUCGAUUCACAUUCAGCAUUCUGUUAUGAGAAUAAAAUGCCGGAAAUUCAUAAAAGUGUAAGAACUCAUUAUCGCCCACUUCAACAAUUUUUAAGGCGAACGCAAGAAAAAAAUAUGUACUAUAAAACAAGAAAUAUAAGAAGCAGUAAUUCAAUCUGUGCAUAUGCGCCGCAUACAAAAGGGCCACUUCCAUUAGGUUAUUUAGAAGAAUGUAUUCAGUACACGAAAAUAACAUCAGAAAAUUUUCUAUGGUCAACAGAGCGAAAAGACAGGAAUUGUUUACUGAAAGACAAUUCAGUUUGUCUAAUAGAAAAUAUCAUCCUUGUAAACGGCAUUUAUCACUUAAUUGUACGCAGAUACAAUAAGAUAGAAAAGAUGUACAAGUAUAAUAUUCCAUCACAACCAUGCACUGAUUUUUUCAAAUGCUCGGACCUGAUGCCUGAAUUAGUUUCAGUCCCUUUCUAUUCAGUGUUGCAAAAGUGCUAUCGGAUGCCAGCUGUUAAUUUUGGUCAGUUAAUUGAAGAAAAUAUCCAAUAUAUUGUACCAUUACUACAUGAAAACUAA